AUGGAGAAGGAGACCAUCACCCAGGUGGGCUCUAAGCAGCGCUCGAGUGACGAUAACAGCUGCGCCGAGAAGGGUAAUUUUGAGCAGGUUGACCUGCAUAACAAUGUAUCCGCCAAGAUCAAGAAUCCGUUGGCUGAUUUGACCAAGUCUCGGGUGCUUCGCGAUGUGGAAGACUUCGCUCGGGAAUACAACGUGACCGAUAUUCUCCCUGAGUUGAAGAAGGGAGCUCUAGUUGCCAGGGACCCAAAGAACUUUGAGACAGUGGCAGACUUGACUGAGUCUGAGAUCACUGCACUGCGCAACGAGGUGCUGCAUAAGUGGCGCCAGCCCAAGGCCCUGUAUUUCACCAUCAUUCUAUGCUCUAUCGGUGCAGCCGUGCAAGGAUGGGACCAGACCGGCUCUAAUGGUGCUAACCUGUCUUUCCCCGAUGCUUUUGGUAUUUCAGAAGACCCCGCGAAGAGCCCCCAUGCCGAUCGAAACUUGUGGCUUGUUGGCGUCGUCAAUGCUGCCCCCUACAUCGCCAGUGCGCUCCUUGGUUGCUGGCUUUCAGACCCCUGCAAUCGCUUCCUGGGCCGUCGCGGUACAAUCUUCAUCUCUGCUAUCUUUUGCGUGCUUACACCUAUUGGAUCUGCAGUCGCUCAGAAUUGGGAACAGCUGUUUAUCAUCCGUCUCCUUCUGGGCAUUGGAAUGGGGCUGAAGGCCUCCACCAUCCCGAUCUUUUGUGCGGAGAAUACUCCUGCUGUUAUCCGUGGUGGCUUGGUUAUGUCCUGGCAGCUUUGGACCGCUUUUGGCAUUUUCCUCGGCUUCAGCGCCAACCUUGCCGUCAAGGAUACUGGUAGUAUUUCCUGGCGUCUACAGCUGGGAUCUGCCUUUAUUCCUGCCGUUCCUCUCGUCUUUGGUGUCUAUUUCUGCCCCGAGUCUCCUCGUUGGUACAUCCGACGGGGCGAGAUGAACAAAGCUUACCGAUCUCUCUGUCGCCUCCGCAACACGCCCUUGCAGGCUGCUCGAGAUCUUUACUACAUCCAUGCCCAGAUCAAGAUCGAGAUGGGUCUGAUCGGUCAGAGCAACUAUGUCACCCGCUUUAUUGAGCUUUUCACUAUUCCUCGGGUUCGCCGUGCGACUCUUGCUUCGUUCGUCGUCAUGAUCGCUCAGCAGAUGUGCGGCAUCAACAUCGUUGCGUUCUACUCAUCCACUGUCUUCAAAAAUGCCGGUGCAGAUGACACGCAGGCUCUAUUUGCUUCUUGGGGCUUCGGCUUGGUCAAUUUUCUGUUCGCCUUCCCUGCUAUCUGGACUAUCGAUACAUACGGCCGCCGGACUUUGCUGUUGUUUACUUUCCCGCAGAUGGCAUGGACUUUGCUUGGCGCAGCAUUCUGUUUCUGGACUCCAGAGGGCACAGGUCAUCUAGCUUCAAUCGCCUUGUUCGUCUUCCUCUUUGCCGCAUUCUACUCGCCCGGCGAAGGACCCGUUCCUUUUGCGUAUUCGGCAGAGGUAUUCCCUCUCUCCCAUCGUGAGGUCGGAAUGUCUUGGGCUGUGGCAACCUGCCUAGGAUGGGCUGCUGUACUCUCAAUCACCUUCCCUAAGAUGUUGAGCGCAAUGACACCCACUGGAGCAUUUGGCUUCUAUGCUGGUUUGAACGUGUGUGCCCUAGUUAUGAUUUUCCUCUGGGUUCCCGAAACUAAGCAGCGCACCCUUGAAGAACUGGACUACAUAUUUGCAGUCCCUACCCGAGUUCAUAUGAGGUACCAGAUCACAAAGGCCCUUCCGUACUGGUUUAAGCGGUAUGUUUUCCGCAGGAACGUGAAGUUGGAGUCUCUGUACAAGUUUGACGAUCUCGCGAGUGGCAAUGAGGGUGUUACCGUGUCACGGGAGCAGAGUGCCGUCUCCGAACACGUCAAGGCAUAG
Messenger RNA from Penicillium paradoxum, 1902 nucleotides. RefSeq names its product sugar porter family MFS transporter. Gene Ontology annotation, cellular component: membrane. Bases 1 to 1902 code for a protein of 633 amino acids. Gene Ontology annotation, biological process: transmembrane transport. The transcript has 6 exons. The record is from RefSeq and is a predicted model, not a curated record. Lineage: Eukaryota; Fungi; Ascomycota; Eurotiomycetes; Eurotiales; Aspergillaceae. Gene Ontology annotation, molecular function: myo-inositol:proton symporter activity.